This is a messenger RNA of Medioppia subpectinata, 1482 nucleotides long. The record is from the annotation of a GenBank genome assembly. NCBI's taxonomy places the organism in Eukaryota, Metazoa, Arthropoda, Arachnida, Sarcoptiformes, Oppiidae.
AUGGGUGGUGAGGGCAACCGUUUGCGGGUAAAUGAAUGGUUGUAUUAUAACGAACCCCGAACUGGGUUUGGACAACAAUACGCCGGCGGUCGGGCACCCGAUCACAAAGGAAAGACAUUGGGCGGCAGUACAGCGCACAAUGCAAUGGUAUUUAAUCGGGGUAAUAGUCGUGGUUAUGACGAGUGGGCCAAUACGUACGGCGCCGUCGGUUGGAGUUAUAGGGAUGUGUUGCCGGUGUUCAGGGAAUGGGAGAACAAUACGGAUCCAGAAGUAAAUCCCGAAUAUCACGGAACUCGAGGACCGAUUCAGAUAUCGUCGCCACAAGUUAUAAGUCCUUUGAUUUACUAUUUUAAGGAUGCUUUGAAUGAAUUGGGAUUUAAAGACACUGAUAUCAAUGGACCGAAACAAUUGGGAACUAUGUUUACACAAUCAUUUAUAACUGCUCAGGGCUUUAGGGCGGAUACGGGUAACGCAUUUGUAGACCCGAACCCAUAUCCAGAUAACCUGCAUAUAGUGUGCAAAGCAUUCGUCACUAAAAUACUGUUCAAUGGGUUGACAGCCAUUGGCGUCGAGUUUAUAGUGAAUGACAUCUCGUAUACGGUUUACGCCAAUAAAGAAGUCAUUGUUUCCGGCGGUGCUAUUAAUAGUCCACAACUUCUAAUGCUAUCGGGUUUGGGACCCAAAAGACAUCUGCAAAGUCUGGGAAUACGUGUAGUACUGGAUCUACCGGUUGGUGACAAUUACCAGAAUCAGCCGACAAUCACUGUCGCUGUAACCAUAAAACCCGAGUACAUAAACCUAACGGACAGAGUGGCCGCCUUAACCACUGAACAGCUGAGUCUACUAUAUUUCAACCAAUCGGGUCCAUUGGCCAGUUCCGUGUCGUGUGCCCUACACUACAACACCCCUAAUAAUGUGGACAAAGAGUGGCCAAACGGCAUACUCUAUGCCUCGACGGCUAACGACACGUUUAUUAUGUAUACAAAUUUAGGCAGAUUUAAAAGCACCGGCACUUUGCGCCUACAGUCCACCAGUCCUUACGUACCCCCAGUAAUAGAUGCCAAUUGGUUCGCACAUCCCGAUGAUAGGCAAGAUGUGUUGGAUGCCACCAUGCUCAUAUUUUAUAUACUCGAGCGCUCGAGCUUUGCUCAAUACUUACAAAUAACUUCCGACUUGUUUGGGGCCAUCGGUUGUCCCGUUUGUCCCGACAAACAGUAUUUGUAUGAAUGUGUGGACGGAUUGAAGUGUUUUGUGAGUUACUAUACGGAGUCGGGUUACCAUCCCGGGGGAGGUUGUCGUAUGGGAUCCACUCAUAGACCGGACGUUGUGGUCGACCCCCAGUUGAGGGUUAAGGGUAUUAAAAACCUUCGGGUUUGCGAUUCAUCGGUAUUCCCAGUGCUUCCCAACUCUAACACCGCUUCGGCCUCUAUUAUGGUUGGAUAUAAAUGUGCCAAAUAUAUUGUAAAUCACUAUAAUUUAUAA